UCAAAUGUCUGCGCACAUACGACUUUUUGGAUAGGAUCCACACAGGGACUCAAUCCCUCAAAACCCUAAUCAAAUCCCCGAGAGGGCAAACGGGAGAUCUCGCGCUAUUGCUUCGAUCUGAAGUGCUCUCCUUUCCAUUCUUCCUCUCCUCUUCGACUCCGGGAUUGCAGCGCUUCGUUUCUAGGUAUGGAGGCCCUGUGUCAAAGCAAGAGUGAUGGAGCUGCUGCUCUCUACUCCAUGGCGAAAUUGCUGGUGGCGGAGUCUGUGCUGGUGACCGAAAGGCUUCUCCUUUGGCUUCUACUCGCAGCAGGAUCUUCAAGUAAUGCUGCCCUCUCUGGUGAAGAGUCGAAAGUGAUUUAUGAAAUGAUACGAAGAAGCAAACGCAAUGAUGUCCCAGAGAACAAGGAUGAUGGUGAGUCAGAUGAUGAUGACGAUGACGACAAUGAUGAGGAUGGAGAUGGUUCAGAAGAUGAUGGAGGCGAUGAUGAUGUGUCCGGAGAAGAAAAUGAUAAAGAAGGCGGUGAAGAGGAUGACGACCCUGAGGCCAAUGGUGGAGGAAGUGAAGAGGAAGAUGACGAUGAUGACGACGAUGAUGAUUCUGACGGUGAGGAUGAGGAUGAAGAUGUAGAAGAGGAUGACGAUGAAGAGGAUGAAGAGCUACCGCAACCACCUACCAAGAAGAGGAAGUGAACCACCUCGCUGUUUCUUUUCUGUACAAGUCCUCCGGGUUCCAUUUAGGCUGAGGGUUAGCAUCAAGGUGGAUUUAGUCGCUCGCUUAAACUUGAUAUCCUUAUUUGCGUGUUUUAUGGUAAACAUAUCACUACCAGUAGACAUUCCGAACAAGCCAUUCAUUCGCUGCUUCGAUUUA
Zingiber officinale is the source of this 868-nucleotide messenger RNA. RefSeq names its product nucleolin-like. The coding region runs from base 187 to 690 and encodes 167 amino acids. The record is from RefSeq and is a predicted model, not a curated record. Lineage: Eukaryota; Viridiplantae; Streptophyta; Magnoliopsida; Zingiberales; Zingiberaceae. The transcript has 4 exons.